CCGCCACCGUUACAGAGCAGAAAGGAAACAUCAGAGAACUGACCGCCACCAUUACAGAGCAGAAAGAAAACAUCAGAGCUUUAGAGACGCGACUGAGGGAUGCUGAGAAAGCUGCAGAACAACAUACGUUCCUCCUGGAAGAGAUGAACAAGAAAAAUGAAGACAGAGAAAUAGCUUUUUCAGCUGCACUGGUGGAAUCUGGCAGUGUAGAUAUUGGACCUUCUACCACUAACAUCACACUAACCUACAAGAACGUCUUCACAAACAUAGGGAACGCCUACAACCCAAUUACAGGUAUCUUCACAGCCCCACUGAAAGGAGCAUAUGUGUUCAAAAUCUCUGUCUAUGCUCAUGGUGGUCACUCACAUUCAGCAAAUGCCACCAUUAUGAAGAAUGAACAGCGGGUGCUUGUAGCACAUGCUCAACAGGCUCAGGGAACAUUAAACUCCUCAAAAGGAGUUGUGUUGAUUCUGGAGGUUGGAGAUGUUGUCUAUGUGAGACUUUGGUCUAGCAGCAAGAUUCAAGAUAACAGUGAUAAUAACCUCAACACUUUCAGUGGUUUCCUACUGUUUCCCUUAAAAUAACAGGAGAUUUGGAGAAUGUGAUUCCAAUAAUUCUGAACCUUCAGCGUAUGAUUUAAGAUGAAAAUUAUGAAGAAUCAAUAACAUAUGAACCUGUAUUAAUGAUGACUAAUGUGUGUUUGAAAUUUGCAAUAGAUUACUAUAUAUAAAUUAAUAUAAUAGACUAUAUGAGCUCAUAAGUUCUGAUCUGUCUAUACAUGUAAGUUUGUAUAAAGAGUUUCAUCACUGAGACAGACAGGACCCAUGAAUAUCACAUGAUUUAAAAAUGAUUUGUUAAAGUAGAACAUCUAUAAUGUUAAAUAAUAGCUUUUAAGUGCAGCUUGUUACUGAUCCUUGAUCUGUAUCUCUUCAUUCUACAUAGACAUAUUAUUGUGAUAUUUUCUUUUCCUCAUGUUCUGGAAUAUUUCCCCCAACAAACCUGUAGUACAGUAAUAGGUUAUAUCAUUGAUGCUUGUGUGGCGGUUUGGUAUUUCAACAAAACUCAAACUGACUACGCCACCCUGUCAACCAGGGAAAGAUAUUUAUGAAUUGAUCACCUUUAAAUGGGCACACAAGAACGUGGUUUCAAAUAUGGAGGCCUGAGACGUGGAUAACAAAAUACAAAACUUUAUUUCAACAAUAAUCAAGCACAAAUCUUAAAACAUUCCUGCAGGCUGGGCAUAUUUUAUAUGGCGAUGGAUGAAGAAAGAAAAAAAACAAAGAAAACAAAAACAACCAAAGGGAAACCGAGGCUUACCUAGGGCAGGUAACUAGUGUGAUGAGCACACGGCUACAAUAAUCACAAA
Megalobrama amblycephala (Wuchang bream) is the source of this 1366-nucleotide messenger RNA. Its product is annotated as complement C1q-like protein 4. Lineage: Eukaryota; Metazoa; Chordata; Actinopteri; Cypriniformes; Xenocyprididae. The transcript has 3 exons. The record is from RefSeq and is a predicted model, not a curated record. Gene Ontology annotation, molecular function: protein binding. The coding region runs from base 144 to 584 and encodes 146 amino acids.